Molecule: messenger RNA, 600 nt
Organism: Aspergillus welwitschiae
Lineage: Eukaryota; Fungi; Ascomycota; Eurotiomycetes; Eurotiales; Aspergillaceae
Exons: 3
Coding region: 1-600 (199 amino acids)
Source: RefSeq, a predicted model, not a curated record
AUGUACAGACGAUCGAGACAAACCGACGCUGACGAGCUCUCAAUAACACUCAGCAAAUCGAUUCAUCCUCUCCAUGUGAUAGCAUGCGCAAGUGUGGCAAUGUCGCAUCUGGGUGUACCUAUUCUUCUUGGGGUAGUUGCUCCGAAUCGAGCGUCUGCCUACGAAAUAAUGGAGACCUAUCCAAACGCGCAGCAAAAGCUCGAGGAAAUCAACGUGGGCUACAGACGCUUGGAUCGGUCUUGUAUGGUGUUUGAUUAUCCUUGUGAUGGCCGAACAGAGGGAUAUAUGCAGCUUUACUUGCUCCCUCAUUAUUUUGCCCACGUAUUUCCAGACAGUCAAGACCCUUCGUUUCAGGUAGAAGGUACAGCGUUGACUCAACACUUUCAGACAUACGGCAAUUUACACUACCCGCUGGAAUCCGUGCUAGUGGAAAGCUUGGUCAAGGCUGCUAUAGAUGAAGAAUCGCAAGCGGUGGGGUGGUAUAGUGUUAAUUUUGGUCGGAUAUAUGAGGCUAAACAUGGCCCUAUCGAUCGCCGCAUCUCCAAGUGUCCUCGCUCAGGAAGGGAGAUGUGUGCGGAUAUGAGAGUUAAUCCACUUUGA